CACAACUUUCAGUGCAAAUUCCAUAAAGAAGUGUGAAAGUCGAAACUGUUUUGGCAUUUGUAAUUAUGAUAUCAUCGGUAUCAAACGAAUUAAAUAUCUCAUCUUAUGAAAUUACUGUGUGUGUUCAACAUUACGAAAUUGAUAAAAUACAAAAAGAGACUAUAAAAGACAGUGCAAAUAAAAUUAUUUUAUGAUUCUCAACUUGAGACUCAAGAACAAUAGAAAAAUUUUUCUCAAAAGUCAAAAGAAGAGUGUUUGAAGAGUUAAAAUAUUAUAAAUAGAGUUGAAUUAUAAAUUUGUGGUUAGUAUAAAUUGAAAAAAUAGUGAAAAAUGCCGAAAAAUAAUCGAAAAUCAAAAGCGAAUCAAGCUUCAAACAAUAACAACAACAACAACUUUAAAUACGAAAAUGAUUCUGAUGAUGAAUAUUCAAAUGACGGAGCAUCAGUCUACUCUUAUCAGUCUGACAAUGCAGCAAUUCCUGAUGUUGAGGAAGCGAGCGAUAACGUCGUUGAAAAAUAUGAAGAGAAGUUAAUGCAAGCAAUCGAAAAUGCUUCAGAAAAGUCACAACAAACACGAACACAAGCUCUUCAAGUGAUGAAUGAGAUAUUUAUGCAUCACAGUAUGUUUGAUUUCGUUGAUGAACGCCGAGUGACAAUAUUGGAUAUCAUCGAAAAAUCGUUGAAGCGCGGAAAAGGUCAAGAACAAGCACAUGCUGCUAGAAUGUCCGCUCUCCUGUUGAUUCAAUUGCAGGGUGAUGAAGAUGUUGUUAAAUCACUUGCGCCAUUACUCCAACAAACCGCUUUGGAUACAUCUGCAUCAUCCGAUGCAAGAGCUAAAUGUUGCUUAUCUUUGGCACUUCUUCAUUUCCUCGGUGGAGACGAUGUUGGUGAUUUAAUCAUUUUGUGUCAGAUGUUUGAAGGGAUUUUCUCUGGAAGUUAUUUGAAGGGAGACAACACACCAAGCACUGCUAAUGCAGAUGCUGGAGGUUUGCAUGCUGCUGCACUUGGAGCUUGGGCUCUCGCACUUACACUGAUUCCACCUGGUGAUGUUGUGUCUUUAAUUCAAACCAAACAAAUCUUAGCAUCCUUCAAGAACUUAAUGGGAUUGCUUCAAUCACAACAUCUUGACGUUCGUAUGACAGCUGGUGAGGCAAUUGCUUUGUUAUUGGAAAGUGGAAGAGCUCAUGACGAGGAAUUCUUGGACGAAUACAUCACAGACCUCAUUGAGAUGACAAAAUUACUUGCAACGGACUCUCAAAAGUUUAGAGCGAAACGUGAUCGUAAACAACAGCGAGCAACAUUCAGAGAUGUUUUGCAUUAUAUUGAAGAAGAAAUUUCACCAGAAAUUGCAAUUCAAGUUGGCAAUGGCUUAACCAAAGAACAGUUAACUCUGGAUACAUGGGCAGUUCAUCAUCAAUAUUCUUGUAUUUGCAAUGCCUUGGGUUCGGGAAUGAAUAUUCAUCUACUUGAUAAUGAGUUUCUUCGAGAUGUUUUCCAGAUGGGAAUCAGAUUAGAUCCAGAUCAAAUUACUACAAAGAAACUCAGCAAAAAUGAGAAACGAGCUAUUCAAGCUGCCAGCUUUAAAGCUCGGACCAUUUCAAGAGGGAAAAAUCGUGAUAAACGAUCUGCUGUAGUUAAUUAAAGUUUUUUUUUUGCUGUUGUCUUUUUGUUAUAUUUUCAUCAGUUUGAGUUAUAAUUUAAUGUUUUUUUUUCCUUUCUUCUGGUUAUUUUAAUUGGUGGCUAAAUGAUGACGUAAUGUAGUUACACAAAUUGUAGUCAUUAUUCAAGAAAAACAAAUAAAUAAAGAUAUUGCAAAAAUUAA
Clunio marinus is the source of this 1821-nucleotide messenger RNA. The record is from the annotation of a GenBank genome assembly. NCBI's taxonomy places the organism in Eukaryota, Metazoa, Arthropoda, Insecta, Diptera, Chironomidae.